Molecule: messenger RNA, 766 nt
Organism: Piliocolobus tephrosceles (Ugandan red Colobus)
Lineage: Eukaryota; Metazoa; Chordata; Mammalia; Primates; Cercopithecidae
Product: acyl-coenzyme A thioesterase 9, mitochondrial-like
Exons: 5
Biological process (GO): acyl-CoA metabolic process
Cellular component (GO): mitochondrion
Molecular function (GO): fatty acyl-CoA hydrolase activity
Source: RefSeq, a predicted model, not a curated record
GGUUUAAUAAAUAUUCAUUUGUAUAGGACUAUAAGUUUUCGGAGUCGAGUUUUGCCCCCUAAUGCGGUGUGGAUGGAGAAUUCAAAACUGAAGAGUUUGGAAAUUUGCCACCCUCAGGAGCGGAACAUUUUCAAUCGGAUCUUUGGUGGUUUCCUUAUGAGGAAAGCAUAUGAACUUGGGUGGGCUACUGCCUGUAGCUUCGGUGGUUCUCGACCGUUUGUGGUAGCAGUAGAUGACAUCAUGUUUCAGAAACCUGUCGAGGUUGGCUCAUUGCUCUUUCUUUCUUCGCAGGUAUGCUUUACUCAGAAUAAUUACAUUCAAGUCAGAGUACACAGUGAAGUGGCCUCCCUGCAGGAGAAGGAGCAUACGACCACCAAUGUCUUUCAUUUCACAUUCGUGUCAGAAAAAGAAGUGCCAUUGGUUUUCCCCAAAACAUAUGGAGAGUCCAUGUUGUACUUAGAUGGGCAGCGGCAUUUCAACUCCAUGAGUGGCCCAGCGACCGUGAGAAAGGACCACCUUUGGAACCCUAGGAACACCACAUUUGUUGAAAACUAGCACUCCACCCACAGUGACGUGGUAUCUGAUGAAGACCUGAUCGAGUGUAUUGGUUUUAGUGUUGCAUCUAAUCCUCCAUACAGGAGGAGGAUGUAUUCAGCCUUUAGGAUGAUCAGAAAAGCAGAAAGAGAGAGUGGCCAGAUGGGGCUGAGGGGAGAAAGAAUUAUUAAACAAUAAAUACUUUCAAAACAAUUUUUAAAUUAUGAACCUA